UUGCCUGUGCUCGCUCCGACCGUGUUGUCUAGCCAUAAGAAAUGUCAGGCUACUCGCAGCCCGGUGUCAAGAGGCAGAAAGUCAGAGAAAUUAAAGACGUGGACUAUUUGCAAGGAAUAGAGAAGAUAGAGUAUAACAACAUGGCGGCGACCACAGACACGAGCGUAUAUCGCUACUACAGCGGCAGCGAGCGGGUCCACGCGCGAGCGAUGGAAGACUGGCUCAAGUGCAGCAUCUCGCUCACCGAGUUCAGGAUGAACGGUAACGAUAAGACCCGCACUUGGGACGACCACACCAACACCCUCGAGAACCGCAAGCGCUGCGUCAAAGCCCUAUUUGAGCUGUUAUCCAAGCUGGGCCUGAAGUACUGGACGGGUCUGGACUCGGAUCUGGUGGAGUGGGAGGAUCGGGCGCAGUGGGACGAGAUGGUCGAGUUUGUGAAUGAGUUGGCUGCGAGAUACCAUGUGAGGCUGCUGUGGUUGGCGCCGGAUUUGCAUACUAAUGCGAGAUACACAUCCGGAGCUUUAACCAGCCCAGACGCGUCCACGUUCAUCCACGCCGCCUCCCAAAUAAAGCGCUGCCUCGAGAUGUCGCAACGACUCAACGCCGAGAAUUUCCUCCUCUGGCCUUCCAGGGAAGGUUACGACGCCAUCUUCCAGAGCGAUGUGACGAGGGAAAUCAAGCUGUUCGCAAAGCUGCUUAAGAUGACGGCGGAUUAUAAAGACAGACUGAACUAUAGAUGCCAGUUGCUGAUUAUGCCAUAUUGUAGUGAAGCUAUGAAAAAUAAGAGAGACAGAACACUAAUGAGAGAUGAGAAAGUGCACAACUACAUGUGGGAUGUGACAAGCUGCCUGUACUUCUUGAAGAGCUAUAAUCUGGAAAGAUAUUAUAAGGUGUGCUCGCCGCCCGGACAUCACAUGUAUAUGACUCAUGUGUACAACAUGUUGGGCGGUGUUACCUUAACGAACGAUUUUGAUCCGUUCAACAGCAAAAAACUGACUUUGAUGAUGAAAUCCAUUGUUGACCAGGGCACAGCGCCCCCUGGCGGCAUCAACCUGAAACUCUACCGUCGCACAACAGACCUGAGAGGCAUCGUGACACUCUACAUGAGAUACGUAGAUGCUCUAGCGAGAGCGCUGAGGCUCGCCGCCAACAUCGUUGGAGAGCAGGUUUUCUCUAAACAUGUCCAGCAACGUUACGUUAGUUAUCAUAGCGGGCUGGGCUCUCGACUCGCCAGCGGUGACGUGUCUAUGGAAGAGUGCGAGGAGCAUAAUAAGAAGACUCAAAAUCAGCACGAGCCGACGUCAAAAUGCGAACACUUUGAAGUGGUGUUCCAACGAUACCUCGAUACUUGCGACCACAUCUGAUCACUGUAGAUCGAAAUUAUGUGUAUCCCCAUCUCUCUCACUCCAAUAGAGCAAGAGCGAUAGUGAUGGAGAUAGAUAAUGUAGUAGUGUGUGUUAUGUAGAUUAUUUGGAAUGUUAUCAAAGUUUGGAUA
Cydia splendana is the source of this 1498-nucleotide messenger RNA. RefSeq lists its product as uncharacterized. Bases 42 to 1367 code for a protein of 441 amino acids. The transcript has 10 exons. NCBI's taxonomy places the organism in Eukaryota, Metazoa, Arthropoda, Insecta, Lepidoptera, Tortricidae. Gene Ontology annotation, molecular function: xylose isomerase activity. Gene Ontology annotation, biological process: carbohydrate metabolic process. The record is from RefSeq and is a predicted model, not a curated record.